GAGGAGACGCUGGAAUCUGACGUCACACUGCGGAAGUGAAAGUUAAAGUCAGAGCUGCAGUUCAGACACGUCUCUGAGUUUCUCUGUGAAGAAAUCUGACCUGAGUUCAUCUGGACUUUCACAGACACUGACUCCAACACUGUGGGACUGGAGAAACGGUGAACGUCAGGAGCAGAACCGUGAAGCGACUCUCAGACUCCAGCAGCCUGCUCAGUGAGACUCACUCCACCUCACACCUGGCAGUAGCCUGGGGAGGACUGCAGGACUGAGGACAGAAACAACCUGGACGUUCAGCUCAGCACCACAGUUCUCCUGUCAGAGAUCACGUCUCUUCCAAACAGUUCACUCAGGAGGAAAAACUACAUUUCUCUACAUCUCCAGCUUCGUCCUGCCGUCCUGCCUCCAGAGUCUCCUGGACUUCAGCUCAGAACCUUCUCUGCAGGGACGCUACAGCCUCCACCUCAUUCUGAGCGUUGCUUUGAAGACUCCACCCACGCCGAGCCAGGACACUGUAUAAUGGAAACUGACCGGUUCUGAGGCCGAGGCCGGCCAGAGCCAGCCGUGGAGGGACAGGGCCACGAGUCUCUGCUUGUUCCAGUCUGUCCCUGUCCUCAUGUCCAUCCUUCAGAGCCUCGGUGGCUGGAGGAUGAAUUCACAGUUACUCUGUUACUUCCUGGUUACUGAAGACACAGAUCCCGGAGCUGCUUUCUGGACCAAUCAGGAUUCAGGAAACACCUGCUGCAUUCAAUGACCCAUCAGGUCGGAAAUCUGAGCUCUUCUGUUUGCUCUGUUUUCAGACCACAUGGCUUCUGGAGCAGAGGAGACUCCGGGAGUCCCCAGAUGUCCAGGAGGAGGCGGAGCCUGUGACCCUCUGAAGAAGACCCCCUCUGAGCCCGAGGUGGGGGCUCUCUGCAGUCUGGAGACCCCCUCUGAGCCAGACAGGGGGGCUCUCUGCAGUCGGCACUCAGAAGAACUGGUCUUGUUCUGCGAGGACCGGCAGCAGCUGCUGUGUGUUUCCUGCAGAGUGUCAGAAGAACACGGUCGGCACACGGUCCGAGACGUCCAGGAAGCAGCUGGAAGGCGGAGGCAGCAGCUGAAGGAGCGCCUGCAGCCGCUACGGCAGCGGCUGAAGCGCCAUGAGAGACUGGCCCUGGAGCUGGAUUUAGCAGCGGAACACCUGAAGGUCCAGGCCCGGCGCACAGAGAGCCAGAUCCAGGAGACCUUCCGGAAGCUCCGGCGGUUCCUGUCGGAGGAGGAGGAGGCCCGGCUGGCCGCUCUGAGGGCGGAGGAGGAGCAGAAGAGCAGGGCCGUGGAGGACAAGAUGGAGGCUCUGAGGACGGAGACAGCAGCUCUGGAGGACACGGUCAGAGCCACAGAGCAGGAGCUGAGAGCCCCAGACGUCUCCUUCCUGUCCAGCUACCAGGCCGCGGUGCAGCGGGUGCAGAGCCGCCCCCUGCUGGACCCCCCACGGCUGUCCUCCGGAGCUCUGAUCCACCAGGCCCAACAUCUGGGAAACCUGGCCUUCAACAUCUGGGAGAAGAUGAAGGACCUGGUGUCCUACUGUCCCCUCAUCCUGGACCCAAACACAGCUCAUCCGGACCUGGUCCUGUCUGAAGACCUGACCUGCCUGACCGGGGGGGACUGGCAGACGCUUCCAGAGAACCCGGAACGCUUUGACCCGUCCUGCUCGGUCCUGAGCUCCCGGGGCUUCACCUCCGGAACCCACAGCUGGCAGCUGGAGGUGGGACACAGCGUCAGCUGGUCGCUGGGCGUGGCCGUGGCGUCCGUCCAAAGGAAGGACGACAUCUGGUCCGGGUUCUGGGAGGUCGGGCUCCAUGACGGUAAAUAUUUUGAAUGGGCUCCUCCAGCACCCCUCACGGUUCUGCCGGUCCAGAAUCGGCUGGACCGGAUCCGCAUGAGUCUGGACUGUGACGAGGGAACCUUGACCUUCUCCGAUCCGGAGACCCUCCAGCACCUGCACACCUUCACCCUCACCUGCACCGAGGAGCUGCUCCCUGUGGUCAGCACCGAGGACGGAGUCCGGGUCUCCCACUGCCACGUGUCUGUCCUGGUGGACCCGCUCUGAGUCCGUACACCUUACGCACACACACACACACACACACACACACACACACACACACACACAGACAGACAGACACAGAUACAGGAAAAUAGCUUAUACUCAAUCCGUCCAUGAUCUGUGCCUUGCUAAAUGACAUUUUGCAACCUGGAGCCUGUUGAUUGAUUGAUCAAAAUCUUUAUUCUUUUAUCAUACAUGUGAAAAAGAAACAUAACAUAAACAAAUAAAUUUUGAUUAAAGAGGAAUGCUCCGA
Messenger RNA from Salarias fasciatus (jewelled blenny), 2333 nucleotides. Its product is annotated as tripartite motif-containing protein 35-like. NCBI's taxonomy places the organism in Eukaryota, Metazoa, Chordata, Actinopteri, Blenniiformes, Blenniidae. The record is from RefSeq and is a predicted model, not a curated record. The coding region runs from base 803 to 2086 and encodes 427 amino acids. Gene Ontology annotation, molecular function: zinc ion binding; protein binding. The transcript is spliced from 3 exons.